This is a messenger RNA of Tremella mesenterica DSM 1558, 513 nucleotides long. RefSeq lists its product as uncharacterized. Gene Ontology annotation, biological process: translation; ribosomal small subunit assembly. NCBI's taxonomy places the organism in Eukaryota, Fungi, Basidiomycota, Tremellomycetes, Tremellales, Tremellaceae. The transcript is spliced from 4 exons. The record is from RefSeq and is a predicted model, not a curated record. The coding region runs from base 141 to 395 and encodes 84 amino acids. Gene Ontology annotation, molecular function: RNA binding; structural constituent of ribosome. Gene Ontology annotation, cellular component: ribosome; cytosolic small ribosomal subunit.
CACCUAAACCUCCUCCAUCUCUCCAUACUCUCCUUCAUCUCGACAUCAUCCUUACCAACACGAGUCUCUGACACUAGAAACGAGAUCAUCUUUGAAGAAAUUACUCGAAAACAUUGAAAAGAAGACAUAAUCGUGACAAUAUGACCGCGCUUGCUAUCGAUCUCCUCAACCGUCCCGUCGAGGCACAGGCUCGACUGCACAAAUUGAAGGGUCUCGUUCCCAGACCCUUGUCAUUCUUCAUGGAUGUUAAGUGUCCUGGAUGUUUCCAAAUCACCAUUGUCUUCUCUCACGCCACCACCGUCGUCCAGUGUGCCAACUGCGGUACCGCUCUUUGUCAACCAACUGGAGGUAAAGCUAAGCUGACUGAGGGCUGCUCUUUCCGUAAGAAGAACUGAGUUUUCGCUUGGGGCUGGAUUAGACGCGGCUGGGGCGGGGCAGAUGCAGUUCGGAGGGUGUAUUUGGCUACCUACAUUUCAGCAUGCCCAUGUGACAUCAUGAUUCCUCAUCUGUCUG